This is a messenger RNA of Acanthopagrus latus (yellowfin seabream), 5632 nucleotides long. RefSeq names its product sorting nexin 27a (gene snx27a). Gene Ontology annotation, cellular component: early endosome. Bases 166 to 1857 code for a protein of 563 amino acids. Gene Ontology annotation, biological process: intracellular protein transport; signal transduction. The transcript has 13 exons. Lineage: Eukaryota; Metazoa; Chordata; Actinopteri; Spariformes; Sparidae. Gene Ontology annotation, molecular function: protein binding; phosphatidylinositol-3-phosphate binding. The record is from RefSeq and is a predicted model, not a curated record.
GGAGGUCACGUUGUGUGGCUGUGUCUCGUGACGCUACCGAGGGGCGGGUUAUCAACAACAGAGUCGGUCUGUGGAGCUAACGUUACGGAGGGACAGAGCUCGAGUGUUGUUUUGAAUUUGCUAGAAGGCACCGACUGGAAAGGGGGGCCAGGGCCUGUGGAUAAGAUGGCGGAUGUGGAAGGCGAUGAAACUCGGGCGACUCUCCCUUCGGCAUCCCGUAACGGUCCGGUUGUGGCUUCGUCCGCGAGCACCGCGGGCCAGAACGCGACCAUGGUAACGUCGGGUCCGCGGAUGGUGAGGAUAGUCAAGUCGGAGUCGGGCUACGGGUUCAAUGUUCGCGGUCAAGUCAGCGAAGGGGGACAGCUUCGGAGCAUCAACGGGGAACUGUACGCUCCUCUUCAGCAUGUCAGCGCUGUUUUGCCCGGAGGCGCGGCGGACCGAGCCGGGAUAGCAAAAGGCGACAGGAUCCUGGAGGUUAAUGGGGUCAGUGUGGAAGGUGCCACCCAUAAGCAGGUGGUGGAUCUGAUCCGUGCAGGGGAGAAAGAGCUGGUUCUGGCUGUGCUGUCUGUCCCAGCUCAGGAGGCCGAUGGGUUGGAAGGAGGAGAGGAAGUCCAACCCAACUACGACUACAGCGACAAGCAGGCUGUGCCCAUUUCAAUUCCCACAUACAAACAUGUAGAGCAGCACUCCGAGAGGUUUGUGGUGUACAACGUGUACAUGUCAGGUAGACAGCUGUGCUCAAAGCGCUACCGCGAGUUCGCCAUCCUGCACCAGAACCUAAAGAGGGAGUUUUCCAACUUCAACUUCCCAAAGCUUCCUGGUAAAUGGCCCUUCUCCCUGUCUGAACAGCAGCUGGAUGCUCGCCGCAGAGGCCUGGAGGAAUAUCUCGAGCGAGUUUGCUCUGUGCGGGUGAUAGGCGAGAGUGACAUCAUGCAGGAGUUUCUCUCUGAAUCAGAUGAGAACUACAAUGGAGUAACAGAUGUAGAACUGCGGAUAGCCCUGCCAGACAAGACCACCAUCUCUGUCAGAGUCCGCAAGAACAGCACCACAGAUCAGGUGUACCAGGCAUUAGUGUUAAAGGUUGGAAUGGACAGUAUUAUGGCGAGCUACUUUGCCCUUUUUGAAGUCAUCAACCACUCCUUUGUGAGGAAGCUGGCACCUAAUGAGUUUCCCCACAAGCUUUAUGUGCAGAAUUACACGUCGGCUGUGCCGGGGACCUGCUUGGCGCUCCGCAAAUGGUUGUUCAGCUUCCAGGAGGAGGAGUUGCUAAGAGACAACCCACUGGCACUGCAUUACUGCUUCCACCAGGCACUGGAAGAUGUGAAGAAGGGAUUCAUAAAAACAGAGGACAAAUCCUACCAGCUGCAGAAGCUGGCAGAGCAGCGCAAGAUGGCCACGUACCUGAGUCUGCUGCGGACAUGUGAGGGCUACAAUGAGGUGGCGUUCCCCCACUGCGCCUGUGAUUCCAGGAGGAAGGGACACGUCAUCACAGCUAUCAGCAUCCAUCACUUCAAGCUGCACGCUUGUACUGAGGAUGGCACGCUGGAGAACCAGGUGAUAGCUUUUGAGUGGGGGGAGAUGCAGCGCUGGGACACUGACGAGGAGGGCAUGGCCUUCUGCUUUGAGUACGCUAGAGGAGAGAAGAAACCUCGCUGGGUCAAGAUCUUCACUCCAUACUUUAACUACAUGCAUGAGUGCUUUGAGCGCGUCUUUUGUGAGCUGAAGUGGAGGAAACAGGUUGAGGAAGAGGCAUCUGACAAAGACAACAAAAACUGCAGCAACAAUGAGUAUCUGCCUCCACUGGAGACACAGCAGAAGGGAUGGCGCCACCUAGGGGGGGAGAUCGCAACAUCCUAAAACCAUUUGUCAUCAACCCUAACUAGAACUGGUCCACUUGCAUCUUCACAACCACCCCAGAGAGCGCCCAUUGACAAACACAGGACUGAGCGACAGACUGAGGGGAUCCAUGCCCCGAAAAAACAAACUGGAAGUGAGCUAUUUGGGAAAUUGGACUAGUCACACUUAACCGACCCCAGGGAUACACACAGCAAGAGGAGCAAUGAAGGAGAAUAAACAAAAGCCAACUUUCAUGUCAUUUACUAGAUCUCCAUAGCGUUUCUGUUGUUAUCCCCCAUGCAUCCGCCCUGUGAUGUGGGGCAGGACACGAGCAGAGUCUCGCCAACCGGCCGACACGUAACACACAAAUGCAGCGCGUGACUGGCCAGGGUCCGACAGUGCCGAGGGGAGCACCUCGAUGAAUCGUUGGAGCUGACGUGACGGUCAGUUCUCCCAAGCACGACCAACUCGGUCCGAAGCCUUCAGCAUGGCCCUCGUCUGCUGAACAGAGCUGAUGGAGGAGUUAGUCUUUAACAGUUAGUGAUGAAGAAAGAAAGCAUAAUCGUGCUUUACACCGAUGAUGGACAUUAACACAAAAAUUAUGUUUUCUAUCUGUGAGUCAGAGAUGUACUGUCUCUGUCAGAAGACAUAGGCGACAGAAAUGUUACUAACUGCAAACAGAUGUGAGAGGACGUGUUCGUAAUAAUGUUGUAUGUUUAACAAUCUUACUUCUGAUAAAACAUAGAUUAAUAUAAGAGCUAUAAUAAUUGGUUUCUUGAUCUAACACAAUGAAACACUAACUGAAUUACGUCCAAGCUGCUCUGACUAAUCCCCAUUUUCCACCUCGUCUUCUGGUCCAACCCACGCUACCUGAGACCGACAUCUGUUGGCCGGCUGCCAUUAAAAUGUGUGUAUGUGGGUAUAUGUGUAAUGUUAAUAUCCCCCCCCCCGCCAGUGUUUUUAUUGUGAUUUUUCGGAGCUUUGAUGAGACUCUCAUUCCCAGCUCUGUGCAGGGAGGGUGUUUUUGAACUAAAGGUUGAAGGGCCAAAGUGUGGAUGUCUUCGUGGGGGAGUCUGUCUGUCUGACCGGUUGUGAAAACACAGGACAGAUAAGACUGUUCGGCUGCAGUUUUCUGAGCGGGCAGCAGAGAGCAGCAGAGCGUAAGAAAGAUUCAGUCGUAGGUUUUGAGCAGGAAUAGAAAUCUUCUCAGAGCUUCUUUAGGAGUGAUCCCUCGGGCUCUGAAACUCACCCAAAAGUAUCACUCCGCUGCAGUUUGUGCAUUAACCACAUCAGGAGGACAGGUGGCCUGUGUGUGUGCGCGUGCAUGUAUUUUUGUGUGUUGCACGGAGAGUAGAUGGUGCAUUCUGUUGUUUGUCUGCAAACCAUCAGCAUACAUAGCAAUGCAGGCAGCUGUCCGCCUCUUACUGAUCUAAAUGAGUACAGUAUUAGUUGUGUGUGUCUGCAUAUGAUAUGUAUGACAGUUACAACUGACAUAUGACACCGAUAACUAUUUUUGUUUUAGAGCAGCAUUAAGUUCUCACAUGAAAACGAUAAAAUGUUUUUCCUUUUUUUCUCUCCGUAGAUGUUCAGUUUAAAACACUGUGUCUCACUUUGAUUGUGUAGAGAGCACGUUUACGUUUGGACAAAAGAAGAUGCUUUUUGUGUGGAAAUGUAUUGACUUCACCUGAGUGCGGUGAGUGAGUUAUGUUUAUCCCACUAAGGGCUAAUAGUUUCAUCCCGGCCGGUUCAUUCGUGCGCUUCACUCGCCUUCUGGCAAGCGACCAAAAACCCGACAGCUGAAACCGGGAGCGAUGCUGGUUUAUCUUUUAUUCACACUGACUUUGAGAGCACAAGUUCAAGUUUCAGAUUGUUAGAAAAUGAUUCCUUUUAUUUUACAGUUGAGCUUAGCUUCGGCUUCAAUAAACUGCUAAAUUUGCUUUCAGUCAGUUACCUUGGAGCAUGCUUUUGUGAGUGUGCGUGUGCUUUUGUGUGUGUGUGUGUGUGUGUGUGUCCUCUGUGUUUAUCACUGACAUUGCUGAUAAGCUUUUAGGCUGUGAUUGGACGUCUCUGAUGAGCUGUCGGUGUGAGAGCCGGCAAAUGAAGAUGGGGUUUUUUUUGUAUCUGUACGACAGCUGAGACGCCAGACAGAUGGAGACAAAUGGGAGGCGUCUCCUAUUGUCUAGCUAACAUUCACGGCUCCUCACAUGCUUUUCCAGCACACACACACACACACACACACACACACACACACACACGGCUCUUUCUCCCUGCUACUCUGAUUAUCAUUUAGCGGAACAUCGCGGGAUAUUUUUGCUCUUUGUCAUCCAGUUGUUGCCUCUGUUACACAUCAGUCUAUAGCAAUACAUGCCAUAUUGUUGUAGCAUAUUGUGUGUUUUACACACACACACAUGCACACACCAUUGGUAGCUGGAUUGAGAAAGAGACUGCAGAUUGCUGGAUGGUCAUUUUGACAGCUGAAGUAAUAGCCAAUUCAAAGAUGGAUGACAUUAGAAUUGGAGCUGUUCAACCAUGAUGUUUCUUUUUUUUUUUUUUUCCUUCAUUUUAAAGAUGCAGAGGGAGAGGCAGACGGAGGUGGUGUGAUUUGUGUGUGUGUUGGCUUUCCUGUCCUCUGCUCUCAUUCUCCAGGUUGGUCUCCCCAUCAUCACUGGGGGAUGCGGUUGCCGUGGCAGCACCACGUUGGCUCCACACGCUCAGUGCAGCCUCUGUUCCUUUUAUUCCUGUCAGCCAACUGACUCACUCCUCCCAGUAAUGUAUUCAAAGCAGUGUUGUUUUUUGUUUUUUUUUUACUGUUUGAUGUUUGUUCUCUGUCCCCUUGGCUCAUGCUGCUGUGAAUAGGCUUUUAGAGAAGCUACUGUUUUUAAAAAAAAAAAAAAAAAAAAAGAAUAUUUUGAUGUUUUCGGUUGGUCUCAGCCAGGUGCCAUGUCAGUCUCAGUCGCGGGCAGGUGCGAGUCCUGUUGUUUGUAGUCCGUUUUUUUCGCCAUCAGUGAGUUGAACGUCACAGUAACAGUGUUCGGGGUGAAAGCGGAAGAGAUGGCAGGAAUGUUAAGAUGCACGUCUGUCUAAGGUCGGCCGGUGUUCGUCCGUCAGUGUGCGCUGUGCUGUGGGCCACCUGUGUUUGUGUCUUGCGAUGCUGGACAGUCUUUGCUUGUAGGAUUUGAAUUUCCUGACAGGACUGAAUAGAUACUACAAAUGUUGGACGACACAGCAGACGUGGUGUGGGUGAAAUAUAAAAGUGGAACGUGCAUCGAAGGCACAGAAAGUUUGUGUUGAAACGAUGCUGUUGCUAUAGUAACGCAUCGUUUUUUUUCUGAACCUCGUGCCAAAACCAGCACUGAUUUCCAUAACAUCACUGGGCGGCCGAUGUGUUUAGAUCUCGUCUGUUCGCUCAGAGUCCGGCGUUCAGAGGCAGCUCAGUCGCUCUCCUCCCUUCUGACGCUGUUGGUUCAGCCAACAGUUCAGCCGCAACGUUUGUCUCAUCUUCAGCGCUUCUGUGUAGACUUCGUCGACCUCGGGACACGGAUCUGGCUCGGAGGGCAUUAGCUGCCAGCUUUCCCCAUUUCAGCUGACAUGUCCUACCCAUAAUUAUUAAUGUGAGGGGUGGAUGUAUGUGUUUGUUUUGAAGAAGGAAAAAAAAAAAUGUUAGCCUUUGUGUAAUUAAUUUCCGUCUUUGCUUUGAAACACGGGUCUUUUUCCCACAGCAAGUAGUCAGUGUGACAUUAAUUAAAAACCUUAGCCUUGUUUGUCUGUCUUCAGCAUAACCUGUAAAUAAUUGUUU